AUGUCUUGGAAAUGCGAGAUUUGUAACAAGGUAUUUUCAAAGAAAGGAAAUUUGGUGAAACAUAAAAGAACACAUACUGGAGACAAACCUUACGAAUGCGAUGUUUGCAACAAAAGAUUUUUGCGGUCAGGUGACUUACAUGUACAUAAAAGAACACACACUGGAGAGAAACCUUAUGAAUGUGAUGUUUGUAACAAAAGAUUUUUGAAUUCUGGCAACUUAGCAGUUCAUAAGAGAACGCACACUGGAGAGAAACCUUAUGAAUGUGAUGUUUGCAACAAAAUAUUUUCGUAUUCAGGUGCCUUAACUGUACAUAAAAGAACACACACUGGAGACAAACCUUAUGAAUGUGAUGUUUGCAACAAAAGAUUUUCACAAUCGAGCCACUUAGCUAGGCAUAAAAGAAUGCAUGCUGGAGACAAACCUUAUGAAUGUGAUGUUUGCAAGAAAAGAUUUUCACAGUCAAGUGACUUAACAGUACAUAAUAUGACACAUACUGGAGACAAACCUUAUGAAUGUGAUGUUUGCAACAAAAGAUUUCUGCAUUCAGGCACCUUGACUAUGCACAAAAGAACACACACUGGAGACAAACCUUAUGAAUGUGAUGUUUGCAACAAAACAUUUUCGCAGUCAAGUGCCGUAACUGUACAUAAUAGAACACACACUGGAGACAAACCUUAUGAAUGUGAUGUUUGCAACAAAAGAUUUUCGCAGUCAGGCCACUUAGCUAGACAUAAAAGUACACAUACUAGAGACAAACCUUACAAAUGUAAUGUUUCCAACAAGAGAUUUUCAGAAUCGCACAAGUUAACACAACUUAAAAUAUCAGCACACAAGAGAAACCAGAGUUUUGAGUGUGGUAUCUGCAAGAAGACAUUCACACAACAACAAAGUCUCAAACGUCACUAGAGAUCACACUUGAGAGAUGGCUUAUUAUUGUGCCACACCUGUGGCAAAGAAAUUAUUGAAGGACAAGGAGAUGCUAAUGAGAUACCAAGUGAUGAUCAUUUUGUUUGUGAUAAAUGCAACAAAAAGUUCCCAGAUAUUGAAAGUUUGUAUCAGCACAAGGCCAAAGACCAUGGUGCAUCCUACCAAUGUGAUGUCUGUAAGGAAUUAGAAGCAAUAGAAGCAACUGGUAUUGGUUAUAUCUGUUGUGUCUGUGAUGCUGAGUUUGAAAUUGCCACUGAACUUGAAGAUCAUAUGAGUAUGCAUGAUAAUGUGCUGCCCCACUAGGCAAGAUAAAUUGAAAACAUUUUGGGUGAUAUGUUGUGUUGAAUUUUUUCUUGAAAUUAAUUUGCAAUUGUUUGAAAUUGAUUAACUUGUUUUGGAAUUGUUUUUAAACUUGUAAUUAAAAUAUAGUAUAACUGUUCAACAUGUGACCAAUUGGUUUGAUUUAAUAACCUCUAAUUAGUGUUCCGCACUGAUGAUGUUCCGAAAAUCCGGGGUAGUCCGAACAGUGAAGGCUAGUUUUCACUUAGGAAAAUUAUCUGUUGAUUGGAACGGACAGGGAAAUUUUUCUUUGUGUUAAUUUGUUGGUUCCAACCCAAAGCUCACAAGACAAAGAAAAAAUUUCUUGUCCAUUCCAAUCCACAGAUAAUUUUCCUUAGUUGAAACUAGCCUUAAAUGGAGCAGCCUCAGGGAUGGGAAACAUUUUUCUCACACACGGGAAAAAUGUUUCGUCCAAUCAAAUGACACAACGAUGACGUCAGAGUAAUUUUGUUCUUGGCGGGAAUUUUCCCACCUUUUGUUGUAAUUUUGUUAAUUUCGCCGGAACGUGAACAAAAACUAAUAUUUUGUCACUUUAUAUUGGGACUUUCAGAACAUUAUAAAAAAACAAUGAAAAGGAGGAUGUAACAGGUCAGUGGUUAUAAUUCUGUGUCUGAGAGUCAGUGGCGUAACGUUAUAUCAGGGGGCCCCCGGUUCAAAAUUUUCGAAGGUCCCCCUAGUAGAAGUGCCAAAGGCACGAGUCGAGCGCCGUAUAUGCACGAAAUUUCUAGGGGGUCCAGGGCAUGCUUAUCCGGAAAAUUCUUGAAUUUAGACUCUCUGAAAUGCCAUUUCCUGGACUCUGGGGAGAGAUUUUACAGAAUUCUGAUGGUCAUAAAACUACAUUGUAACAUAUCAGAGGCCCUGACCAAUGUUUUUGCUCUAUUGCCUAAGCCUGGGGGCCCCCAUUUUGGUUGGGGCCCCCGGGUUCUCACGGUCUGAGCCCAUAGUAGUUACGCCACUGCUGAGAGUUAACCAAUAUUAGCAAAAGUUAAAACUUGGUUGAUAGGAAUGGAACUGCCUGGAAAAGGCAAGGGAAAUUCGAUGUUUUGAGCAUUCGUCGGGAAGUGAGUAGCCGAACUUCCCAACGAAGGAGUCAUUCAUUUUUUGACGAUUUUGAAAUAUGAAAUCAGUUUAUUUUUGACAAAAAAAAUGAAAAAUUUUUUUGUCAAAAAUAAACUGAUUUUCAUGAAACACUGAUUGGUAAUAUUGGUUCCGCAAAAAAAUUCGCUGCCAAAAAGAUGGAUUAGUUUCCUCUACUCAAAACACACUCCACCCCUUGCCACGAGUGUGGGUUAAUUCAAUUUUUCGUUCAUGUUUGCAUUUAUUCCAUCUGUUGCGAAAUCUGGCCAUAAUAAAAAGUUUGUUUUUGGAGAGUGGAAACAUGAUAUGAAUUCUUUUUGGGCGCCAUAUUUUCAUUUUGGUAUCGUUUGUAAACUAUGUCUCUGAAUAUUCUCAUUUUUAUGAUCUGAAAUUCUGUAAGACGCGAAUAUUAUAAAGAUUCAAUAAAGAAAGACUCGGUGGAACGCGUGGGUGGUAUUUUUAUCCAAAUUUGACCACACUUGUGAGCACACGGAGAAAAGUUCAAAAGCUGAAAUCAUGUCUUGGAAAUGCGAGAUUUGUUACAAGGUAUUUUCAAAGAAAGGAAAUUUGGUGAAACAUAAAAGAACACACACUGGAGACAAACCUUAUGAAUGUGAUGUUUGCAACAAAAGAUUUUCACGGUCAGGUGUCUUAAAUGUACAUAAAAGAACACACACUGGAUACAAACCUUAUGAAUGUGAUGUUUGUAACAAAAGAUUUUUGAAUUCUGGCAACUUAGCAGUUCAUAAGAGGAUGCACACUGGAGACAAACCUUAUGAAUGUGAUGUUUGCAACAAAAGAUUUUCGCAUUCAGGUGCCUUAACUGCACAUAAAAGAACACACACUGGAGACAAACCUUAUGAAUGUGAUGUUUGCAACAAAGGAUUUUCACAGUCAGGUGCCUUAACUGUACAUAAAAGAAAACACACUGGAGACAAACCUUAUGAAUGUGAUGUUUGCCACAAAAUAUUUUCACAGUCAGGUGCCUUAACUGUACAUAAAAGGACACACACUGGAGACAAACCUUAUGAAUGUGAUGUUUGCAACAAAGUGUUUUUGCGUUCAUGCCACUUAGCUAGACAUAAAAGUACACAUACUACAGACAAACCUUACAAAUUUAAUGUUUCCAACAAGAGAUUUUCAGAAUCGCACAAGUUAACACAACCCAAAAUAUCAGCACACAAGAGAAACCAGAGUUUUGAGUGUGGUAUCUGCAAGAAGACAUUCACACAACAACAAAGUCUUAAACGUCACUGGAGAUCACACUUGAGAGAUGGCUUAUUAUUGUGCCACACCUGUGGCAAAGAAAUUAUUCAAGGACAAGGACAUGCCAAUGAGAUACUAAGUGAUGAUCGUUUUGUUUGUGAUAAAUGCAACAAACAGUUCCCUGAUAUUGAAAGUUUAUAUCAGCACAAGACCAAAGACCAUGGUGAGUUCUACCAAUGUGAUCUCUGUAAGGAGUUAGAAGCAAGAGAAGCAACUGGUGUAGGUUAUAUCUGUUGUGUCUGUGAUGCAGAGUUUGAAAUUGCCACUGAACUUGAAGAUCAUAUGAGGAUGCAUGAUUAUGUGCUGCCCCAUUAG
Paramuricea clavata is the source of this 3927-nucleotide messenger RNA. Lineage: Eukaryota; Metazoa; Cnidaria; Anthozoa; Malacalcyonacea; Plexauridae. The record is from the annotation of a GenBank genome assembly.